Drosophila busckii is the source of this 1334-nucleotide messenger RNA. It is a transcript of the gene slp1, whose product is annotated as fork head domain transcription factor slp1. Bases 21 to 1031 code for a protein of 336 amino acids. Gene Ontology annotation, molecular function: DNA-binding transcription factor activity; sequence-specific double-stranded DNA binding. The record is from RefSeq and is a predicted model, not a curated record. NCBI's taxonomy places the organism in Eukaryota, Metazoa, Arthropoda, Insecta, Diptera, Drosophilidae. The transcript has a single exon. Gene Ontology annotation, cellular component: nucleus. Gene Ontology annotation, biological process: regulation of transcription by RNA polymerase II.
UAUUAAAUAUAAAAGCAAAUAUGGUGAAAAGUGUCUGCGAAAUGGAAUUCAAGAGCAAUUUCAGCAUUGAUGCCAUUUUGGCCAAGAAACCAACAGCACCUGCAAUUAAACAUGAAGCAAUGCCAGCACAUCAUAACCAUGGCUAUCAUCCAUAUGCCAAUUCCGAUGGUGAGCUGUCGGCAUCGGAAGACUUUGAUAGCCCCUCACGAACCAGCACGCCCAUGAGCAGCGCUGCCGAGUCGCUGUCAUCGCAGCACAACGACAAACUGGAUGUGGAGGAGUUUGAUGAUGAAGAUGUGGAGUUGGAUGGUGAGGACAGCGAUGGCAGCAGCGAACAUGUUGGCAAUCCCAGCAAGAAACAAAAGACCAGCGCCAGCAGCAACGAUAACAAGAAGCCGCCCUAUAGCUACAAUGCUCUGAUUAUGAUGGCCAUCCAGGACAGUCCCGAGCAGCGUUUGACACUGAAUGGCAUCUAUCAGUAUCUCAUCGAUCGCUUUCCCUACUUCAAGGCCAACAAGCGCGGCUGGCAAAACAGCAUACGCCACAAUUUGAGUCUGAACAAAUGCUUUACCAAGAUCCCACGCAGCUAUGAUGAUCCCGGCAAGGGCAACUACUGGAUUCUGGACCCCUCAGCCGAGGAGGUGUUCAUUGGCGAAACAACAGGCAAGCUGCGGCGCAAGAAUCCCGGCGCCAGUCGCUCCCGUCUCGCUGCCUAUCGCCAGGCCAUCUUCUCGCCCAUGCUGGGUGGCGGCUAUGGUGCUCCUGGUCCAGCUGGCUAUGGCUAUCCUGGGAUGCCUUUUGCCAAUGUUGCCGCUGCCGCCGCCGCUGCUGCGCUCUAUCAGCGCAUGAAUCCCGCUUAUCAAGCAGCUGCUGCUGCCGCCGCAGCUGGCUAUGGUCAGCCCCAGAUGCAGUAUCAGCCAGCUCCAGCUCAGGCGCCAGCUCAUCCGCAACUGCAAGGUUAUCCAGCAGCUCAUAUGAACGCCGAGUUGUUCCAGCGCAUGCAGUUCUUUGGCAAAUUCCCCGCCAGCUAAGCUUCGACCACGCCCACUACUUUUGGUUUAAUGGUUCUAUGGAAGCCAAUGCCGCCGCCAACGCCUCAGCAGUUACACAGACACACACACAUAGAUACACUUACUCAACUUUUGACGUCUAAAUGUUUUGCCCAUUUAGCAAAUGAGAAAGAAUUGUGCAGAGAUUUGGUCGUCGCCAACCGGCCUGGACAGCCGGCUAGGCACUUGGCUAGCAUCCAAGUGGCAACAGCAGCCGCCAGCAGCUUGGCAAGCUCCAACUUAAACGGCUGCGCCGCCGCCAGCGCAGUUAUCAAGGCGGCUAGU